Messenger RNA from Oncorhynchus gorbuscha (pink salmon), 555 nucleotides. Its product is annotated as caveolin-2-like. NCBI's taxonomy places the organism in Eukaryota, Metazoa, Chordata, Actinopteri, Salmoniformes, Salmonidae. The coding region runs from base 1 to 555 and encodes 184 amino acids. The record is from RefSeq and is a predicted model, not a curated record. Gene Ontology annotation, molecular function: molecular adaptor activity. Gene Ontology annotation, cellular component: caveola. The transcript is spliced from 3 exons. Gene Ontology annotation, biological process: caveola assembly.
AUGACCACGGGGCGUACACCAGCUGAGACCAGGCUAGACCUGGAGGACAUAGAGGAGCAGGGGAUCCCUCCAGGCAGACACACUGCAGAGGGACUACUGGAGGAAGUAGUGGAGGUAGAGGCAGAGGAACCAGCUCAGGAGGAGGACUCCACCCACAGUGACAUUAGGUCUCUGGUCAAGAACAGGGACCCAAGGGGAGUCAACAAGUAUCUAAAGGUGACCUUUGAGGACGUGAUAGCAGAGCCCCCCUCGGUGCGGAGCUUCGAUAAGGUGUGGCUGUGGAGCCACGCCCUAUUUGAGGUGUCCCGUCUCUGGUGCUACCGGCUGAUCUCCCUCCUCCUGGCCGUGCCCGUCUCUCUGGUAGCAGGGAUCCUCUUCGCUGUCUUCAGCUGCCUACAUAUCUGGCUGAUCAUGCCCUUUAUUCAGCUCUUCCUGAUCAACAUGCACUGGGUUCAGACUGUGUGGGGCAGUGUAUUGGACAUCGCCAUCGCUCCCUUCUUUAAGAGUAUGGGGAAGUGCUGCAGUAGCAUCAAUGUCCGACUGGCCAGGGACUGA